Messenger RNA from Phodopus roborovskii (desert hamster), 1801 nucleotides. RefSeq names its product solute carrier family 39 member 5 (gene Slc39a5). The transcript has 10 exons. Gene Ontology annotation, molecular function: zinc ion transmembrane transporter activity. Gene Ontology annotation, cellular component: membrane. The record is from RefSeq and is a predicted model, not a curated record. Lineage: Eukaryota; Metazoa; Chordata; Mammalia; Rodentia; Cricetidae. Gene Ontology annotation, biological process: intracellular zinc ion homeostasis; BMP signaling pathway; zinc ion import across plasma membrane. Bases 66 to 1685 code for a protein of 539 amino acids.
CGAGCCUCAGGAUGUUCCAAGGGAAAUAGAAGUCAGAAUCAGAGGCUCUACCCCACACCCCAGUGAUGGGCCCCCCAGUGCACUGUCUGUUGGCUGGCCUGUGCAUGGGGGUGGUCUUAGGCUGGGUAGGAGGCUCAGUCCCCAGCCUGGGCCCAGCUGAACAGGAGCAGAACCACUACCUGGCCCAGCUGUUUGGCCUGUAUGGAGAGAACGGGACACUGACUGCAGGAGGGCUGGCCCGGCUUCUCCACAGCUUAGGGCUGGGCCGAGUUCAGGGCCUUCGCCUGGGACACCAUGAGUCUCCAACGGGGCGGGCUGCAGCCCCCAGUGACCACAAUUUCACAGACAGGCUCCAGGAACCGGAGCUGAGUGUGAAUGUCUGGGCAGGAAUGCCUCUGGGUCCUUCAGGCUGGGGUGACUUGCAGGAGCCAGAGACCCAUGACCUGCCCCAUGAGCCGGGGCCCUCCGGUCUAGACCUCUUUCACAGGCUUCUGCUGCUGGACCAUUCGUUGGCUGACCAUCUGAAUGAAGACUGUCUGAAUGGCUCCCAGCUGCUGGUCAAUUUUGGCCUGAACCCUGUUGCUCCUCUGACCCCUCGUCAAUUUGCUCUGCUAUGUCCAGCCCUGCUGUAUCAGAUUGACAGCCGUGUUUGCAUCAAAACCCCAGCUCCAGCACCUCCAGGAGACAUACUGCCUGCCCUGCUUCAUAGUGCCCUGGCAGUCCUGUUGCUCAGCCUCCCUGCUCCCCUCUCCCUGCUGCUGCUGAGGUUCCUGGGACGCGGUCUGUUGCGGCCGGUGCUAGGAUUCCUGGGGGCCCUGGCCGUGGGCACCCUUUGUGGGGAUGCAUUGUUACACCUGUUACCACAUGCACGAGGGGGGCGACACACAGGACCUAGUGAGCAACCAGAAGAGGACCUGGGUCCGGGACUCUCAGCGCUUGGCGGCCUCUUCCUGCUCUUCGUGCUAGAGAACACGCUAGGACUUGUGCGGCACAGAAGGCUCAGGCCAAGAUGCUGCAGGAACCAAAGGGCUCCUGAAGAACCAAACCCUGACCCAGAGGACGGCAGUGGGAUGGUCCUUCGACCCCUACAGGCAACUUCAGAGCCAGAGGUUCAGGGCCAGAGGGAGGACAGCCAGCCCCCACCGGCUCCAGCCGCUCCUCGGCACCAAGGUCACAGCCACCAGCACCAGGGUGGCAGCAGUACCAGUAUCGCCUGGAUGGUUCUCCUGGGAGACAGCCUGCACAACUUCACUGAUGGGCUGGCCCUAGGUGCCGCCUUCUCUGACGGCUUCUCCAGCGGCCUCAGCACCACCCUGGCUGUCUUCUGCCACGAGCUGCCCCACGAACUGGGUGACUUCGCAAUGCUGCUUCAGGCAGGGCUGUCCUUCCGGAGGCUGCUGCUGCUAAGCCUGGUUUCUGGAGCCCUGGGACUGGGCGGCGCAGCCCUCGGGGUGGUGCUCAGCUUGGGCCCCGCUCCCCUCACUCCCUGGGUGUUUGGGGUCACGGCUGGGGUCUUCCUCUAUGUGGCCCUUGUGGAUAUGCUAGCAGUCCUGCUCCGCCCUCCUGAGCCCCUGCCUGUGUUCCAUGUGCUCCUGCAGGGGCUGGGGCUGCUGCUGGGGGGCAGCCUCAUGCUUACGAUAGCCCUGCUCGAGGAGCAGCUACUGCCCGUGGUUCCUGAUGGCUGACGGGGGCCAGUGGCAAAGGAUCCAGGCUGCCCUUCCUCCCCCCAACCAGAGGAACGGAGGCGGGACACCGGGCCAGUAGGAGCAACAGGACUUUAAUAAACAGAACCCGUCCCAAA